Messenger RNA from Angiostrongylus costaricensis, 882 nucleotides. Lineage: Eukaryota; Metazoa; Nematoda; Chromadorea; Rhabditida; Metastrongylidae. The record is from the annotation of a GenBank genome assembly.
AUGUGGGUCCAUCUACCAGACGUACUUGAGUUUUUCUUUGUCGCUCAUCCUCCAUCUGGGAGAUGUGAGGGUGAGGAGCACAACCGUGUUAUGUAUUUCUAUCCGAAAGGCGAGACUCUGGACCGACAGACUGAGAUUACUGGUUUUGCUGAAGCCGUAGUGAAUUUCACCGAUAAUUUCGUAAAUCCGAAUGAUCAUGCUGAGAAGCCUGAGUUUCCUCAUCGAACAGUCUUGACGCAGAAAAUCCAGUGCGCUGCUGCAGAAUACUCCAUCUUUUUACCUGCUAUUCAGAACGUGUUAACUGAUACUUACAAAAUGUUUCGUCUUUUUUUCGGAAAAUUCAGACCAUUCAGGAAGAAUGAUCAGCAGAAGUUCACUGAGCGACUUGAGUAUUUCUUUGGGAGAUAUUUGCCACUGCUAAAGUUACAUCGGGUAUACCUUUCAGAUCCAAUGCCCCUUUUGGAUUAUCUAAGCGGAGCGGCGUUCCUUCGAUUGGAUGGUCCUACGUAUUUGAAUGUGGUUACGAUGUCAUCUGAACUUUUAGAAGAAUUUCCCAUUAUUCAGAAACUACUUGUCUUAUACCAGUUCUACGAAUGUAGGAAAUUUAGGCUAUCUCAAGGUCGUUUCCUCCGUGGUCCAUCGGAUCUGUGUGUUGAUACACCGCUUGUUGGACAUGAUGCACUGCCAACUGUCUUCCUUUUUAAUUGUGUCGAGGAUGAUGAUACUGAAGAACUCGUGAAAUACCAGAUGAUGGUCUAUCGCUGUUUGAACGCCACAGUAUGUAUGUUUACGGAUCAAGAAGUGACUAGAAUGUUGAUGCGGAACAUAGAUGCAUAUCUUGGAAGUGAAUUGAGCACUGUUGCAUCGCAAAUUGGCGACUAG